UUUAAUGUCAUGGGAAAUAGAUUUUAGUAUAAGACUAGGUUUAUACUGUAUACACUGGCUAGACGUUGGCAACAUUCUUAUUAUAAAAGGCAAAUACGUAUUAUAUGUUAGCAAAAAAAAAAAGACAAUGUCUAAUUGCAGUCAGUGUAGAUCCAAAGUUACUUCCUUUGAUUACUGAAAUGGGGUUUGAGCUGCUGCUCUUCACGGUUCAAUAAUAGCUGAAGUUUAUCCUUGUGGAAUUGAGACUGUGAAACUUCUUUAAUUGUAAAUACUUAUCUCUAAUUUCUGUAAAAUAAAUCCAGAAAAUAACUUAUUGAGCUGUCAAAAUUUAGAAAACUUUGCACAUAAAGAAAAUAUUUUAAUAUGUCAAAAUUAACCGGUAGAUAUUGUGAACUUUCGAAAAGCAACACUGGGUGUGCUGCAUUGGUUAUACAACACUGGAUGUCUCUUGAGUGCAGUCGAUAACUUUUUUUAUUGACCGCAAAAUUUGCUUCAAAAAUCAUUUCAAUUGCUGGCGGUUGACGACGUUUCUCUUUUGGGAUUCUUGUAGAAUAUCGGAAAUCUGAUAAGUAGAACUAUAUAAAAAGUAUUAGUUACGAAAAGUGUAGCAGAUUUUAUUGUGAAGUUUUGUGCUUCUCUGAAAUAAAUUUUGGAAUCAACGAUCUUCUUUAAUUUAGAAAUGAGAACUUUCGUGAAUGCUUGCAACUUGCUUGGGUAUUUCUGCGGUAUGAAGCGCUUGAUCGCCAUUGUCAUUACCGCUGCGUUUAUGUAUAUGUUGAUGACGGUGCGGUAUGAAAUGCUUCGGCAAAGGUAUGAAGAACAAAUAGUGGAUCUGAAUAACACUAAUCUCUAUAGCUUCAAAAACAAGUUGAAGUUGCGCCAAAGCGGUGACUAUUGGAUACUCCAUAAUUACAUAUUGCCUGAGAAGCAAUUUGUUGGUAAUGAGAGUGUGACACUUAACACGCAUGGCACGCACAAGAGUUUAAAAGGAUUACAUUCGCUGGUGAAGCGUUGGUCUGGACCGGUCACUAUUACAAUUUUUGCUACCGAUGAUGAUUUUUUGCAAAUUUUGUAUGAUAUACAGUUCUUACGUGGUUGCACUUACAUGAAACGUCUGAUCAAUUCUUUGGUUACUUUCAACUUCGUAUUUCAUGCAAAAUAUUUGCCCAAAAAAAUACCAAUAUCCAAUGUUUACGCUUACAAAGGCCUUAUAAACUGCUUAGUUUCACCUGGGUAUUUGAAUGACACCUUAAUCAAUAUGACGCAUCCGCUAUCUAAGCCUAUUCGGUAUCCAUUGAAUCUAAUGCGCAAUGUGGGCCGUUACUCAAUUUAUACGUACUACCAGCUCUCUCUUGAUAUGAACAUGUAUACCUCUCCAUAUUUUGCACAACACUUUUUACGCUUUGUUUCAUCAAUAAAAUUAAGUCGCCCAUACGAAAGCGUGUUUUGUGUGCCCAGUUUCAACAACAGGAUGAACUACUGCAUGCCUAAUUCGGCGCAUGAAUUAAAACGUCAAUUGGUUAAGAACUACUCAAACAUUUUUAAUAUCAGGCCAGAUGUGUGGGAAGAUGAAUUUCAUUUUCUUGGAUCCUGGUUAAAUGUCACUUCUCCCCGAUUGCAAUCUUUUCUACUUACUGGGUACCAUAGUAAAUGGCAGCCGUAUUAUGUGAGCAUUAAUGACAUGGAACCGCUGGCCGACGAGCGCUUCAUGUAUAACACCUUGUUCGAUAGAUCGAUGCAGAUUGAUUUAAUUAACUAUUUAAACUAUGAGUUUGUUAUCAUGAGUGGUGGAUAUUUUAUUCAUCGUGGUGAGAUUAUUGAGGAAAGCAAACUGAAGACCAAACACUCUAUCAAUGUGCGAGCAAAAAUUAAUGCCAUUUAUCGUCGACAGAACUACGUCUUGUAUAAAGAUGGCAAAUGAGGAGGAAAGCAGAAAGAAUUUCAAUUACCUUUAAUUUUUUAUUUAUUUUAAUUUUAUAUUGUUACAUCUAUUCAAUCUAUAUUAUUAUUACUGAAGACCAAACAGUCUUUUAAUGUUAAUGUGUGAACAAAAAUCACAUAUUAUAUAGAGAUGAAAAUUGAGGAGGAAAGAACUUCAAUCAUCUCUAUUUCUUCAAUUUAUUUUAAAUUUAGAGAUCACAUGUAAUACAUAUAUAUUACUACUGCAGAUCAAACAGUCUAUUAAUGUGCGAACAAAAAUAAAAAAUUACAAUUGA
This is a messenger RNA of Teleopsis dalmanni, 2216 nucleotides long. RefSeq names its product beta-1,4-glucuronyltransferase 1-like. Lineage: Eukaryota; Metazoa; Arthropoda; Insecta; Diptera; Diopsidae. The transcript is spliced from 5 exons. The coding region runs from base 680 to 1921 and encodes 413 amino acids. The record is from RefSeq and is a predicted model, not a curated record.